GUAUUCAGUUGAGUGGAGGAGUAGGUUCGCGGGAGGAUGUCGUUGUAAACAAAUAGUGUUUGUGUAUUUAUUAACGAAAAUUGUAGUGAUAUUAAUUAUAGGAUAAUCAAGAUGUCGUCGUUAUUACCUUCAGAACUCGGUCGUCUAGUUUUAGGUUUUUUAGAAGAGAAUGGCUGCCAGAAGGCUGCAGACCACCUCCUAAAAGAGCUCCCAGCCCUGGCAGAAUGCGCUCAACUCCGGAAAAAGGGUCGGAAAAUCACCACUCGUAUUGGCAACAAGUCCCUAGAAGAUAUGCUCGGAGAAUACACAGACACAAAAGAUUUGGUUACAGAGAAAAAGAAGAAAUAUCCCGUCUCGCUAGCAAAAGUCCCGCUGUCCGAUAGGCUUUUGGAACAAGUGGAGUGUAUGAUAAGCUUAAUUUUAGAACUAAGGUCGGAGCGUAGUCAUCAUUUAGGCACAGUGUUAAAAGACCAUGGUGCGAGCCAGAGCGCCCAUAUGGCUCGUCAAAAGAAGAUAUGGGCAAGUAGGCCAUCGAGCUCUAUGCAGCGAAAACAGCUUUUAAUGGAAGUGAACACCACACCAGCGAACAGCCUCCCAGGAGCCAGUUACUGUGAGCCAAUACGAGUGGAAAUCGCCAGCAACAUUUCCUCCGCCGAGCCAACCCCUUCCUACAAUGGGGUGUCAGACUGCCCGCCGAGUCCUAUCAACAGCCCCCUCACCACUCCACCCCCCAUGCCAGUCGAUCGCAUUGGUGAUGAGCGGGCAGAUCUCGCUGCUGGAGAUUCCACGUCCCUCUCCAUGUCUGGGCCAGACUUCGACAUCACUCCGCAGAAGCGAAAAGGAAGUCAGGUCAAAAGAAGAAGUCAAGGUGGUAGUGCUGAAGUGACGCCCAACAAAGGCUCCCCCAGCGAGGGAGAACCAAAUUUUGAGAAAAUCUUGAAAAAUCUUUAUGAGAAUACUGCGCUGCACGAGAAAAUUGCCGAGAAUAUAAACAAGGGCUUGUUAGGAAACCAGGGCAAGGCGGUUGUGAGGGACAGUGAGCCAGCUAGUAGUCGCCUAAGCAGCAGCAACGCAAUAGGAGGGGAUAUGGCAGUAGGCACAGAGGGCAGGGCGAAGUUGGGUAGUGAGACAUCGUCAAACGCCGGUGGAGAAGUUGCUCUUAUCCGAGAGCUGGACCACAUCGUCACUGGUAUUAUCAGCGAGACCACUGCAGACCCAGCCUUUGAGAACCUUUUAGAAGAAGUCUUUGGCACGAAUUCUCCAAAUAAUUCUCCAUCCAAAAUGAGCACUGUUUCACACAUGAGCCAAGACAACACAGAAGAUUCAUCACUAGAGCCAGCAAGACUUCUUUCCACUCCUGUGCCGCCACCGCCACCUAGCCAGACAGAACCACGCGAGCCUCACAUAAUACGAGUCCCCCCAUUCCACAGCUUACCAUCCCUCUCCUUCGUACUGCCCAUCCCCUUCCAUGCAUUCUUCUGCCCCUCCAGUACCCCAUUCCAGCCCCAAGCGAGGUCCUUCUCCACACCUUGCAAGCUCCUCACCCUCCCACACUUCUUCUGUGGUAAAGGAGACAGAGCUUUCUCCUCCAAAUGCUUGUGAAACCAGGAGGACAAGGAGCUCAUCCAAACGGGACAAGUUGCCCCCCUCGGGUAAAGACACUAAGCUAGACGGCGGUAAAACAGCUGCCGACACUUGCGGCGGUCAGCCAUCAGGAAGGUUCUCUGGAUCACCUAAGUCCAACACCUUAGAGAACAGUAAAUGCAGUGCAGAUGCCUCAUCUUCAGACCACACGCAAGGGUCACAAGGGAAAGGAAAGAAGAAGGGAAAAAGAGGCAUGAGGAAUUCAGACUGGAGGGAAGAUGAACAGAAUCUUGGGGAUCAGCUACUCCAAGAGUUUGCAGACUUCCAGUCAUCCCGAUCUCAGAGGAUAAGUGAAAGUGAUGGAAGUGUUGGUUCUGAGAGGAUGGAUUUGAGCAAAUUAAGUGAUGGUGCAUCUCACGUUGUGAAUCAUCCAGACAGUGGAUCAUCCUCAAAGAUCACAAGUGAAAACCCCACAAAUAAUUUGGAUAAUACAAAUGAAAACGUUCCAUGCAUAGGUGUAAGUGGUUCAGAAACACUGCAGCAGCAAAUUGAUAAAAAUGUAAUGGAAUCUGAACUUGUUCCACCAGCAAUUACAGGGAGCCCAAAUAACCUUAAUAGUCAUAGUAUGUCAGCUAGUCCAUGUAGAAGUGAAAGUGAUAUAAAUGGUAAAAAGCCAGAAGAGGGUGCAAUCAGUAAUCAUUGUCCGGAUAACAUCAUGGCUGGUGAGCAGUCUCAGCCAUUGGAUGGCAAUCAACCUGUCCAAGAAGGCAGUGAAGUUAUUCAAAGUAAUUUAGAUAUGAUGUCAAUCAUGCCAGGAAACCCAACUAUUAAUAGCACCUCAAUACCAGGAAUUUCUCAGGGUGUCCCAGGAAGUACAGAGAAUAGCCGAAUGCCUAAUAAUAUUGAAAAACCAACAUUGACAGUUAGAAGUACAACAGUGCCUGGUUUAAUACAAAAUCCAUCUGUAACUCCUACUCCUAAUUAUGAACAGCAACAGGUACCCAAUGAUUACUACACCCUAACUGAAUUGACUCCAGUCAACCCAACACAGCUUACUUAUGAACCAUAUCCUGCAAAUCAAAACUACCCUUACUAUUAUGAGCAAAAUACCACUACUGCUGUUCCUGCAACAUAUAUGCAACCCCAGCUUAGCAACCAAUGGGGAACCACUUCCGUGACCAAUGUUAAUAAUAUUCCAUUCAGUGAUGUCAGUAGUAACACCUGGCAGCCUCCCGCACAGGCAGUGGAGACAGGUUUUGUUAAUACCACUACUGAAAAGCCAGAUGCGGCACCACCUCCAACCCAAGAAAAUGGUGAAAGUCAGCUGAACAAUUGUACAGCAUUCACUAUACCCCCAGAGGUGAAGGAGAACUUGAGUCAAGGUCAACUUGUUACUCUUGGAUCAGGUCCAUCUACCCUGACAUUAUUCCAGUUUCCAGUUGGCACGAAGUUUGGUGCGCAAAAACAACAGAAAAGGAAAUCCAGUGGAUCUGGCAAUAAAAAGAAGGCAGUUCAGAGAACAACAUACCAACCAAUUGUUCCAAAGAUGCCACCACCUGAUUUACUGUUGAUGAACUCUGUGUUUGAUAAUGCUGGAACCACAAAACCUGCCUCUUCAGUGAAUUCAACUUCUGCCAGCACAGCAUCAUCUGAUAUACCUUCCACCAGUGUAUCAUCAUCAAAUUCAUCUGGCAGUGCAACAACGACAGCUUUACCUCCCGUCACAAUCACCAUGGAAAAUGAUAUCACCAUAUCUAUGCCACAAAUCAGUGCAGGUUCCUCUGCUGAGGGUACUGCGGGGAAAAGCAGAAAGAAGUCAGCCAAAAGUUCACCAAAGAAAGGCAGGGUUGUCAAUGUGACAAAGGUAAAGAAACGUGGUUUAGGGAAGGCAGGCAAAAAGGCAAAAAGAUUACAGCAGAAGGUGGAUGAGUCUGUCUUGAACAACAACAUAGUGGCAACAGCAUUCUCCUUUGCUAUUAACUCUGUAACCCCAGGCAAAGAGGAUUCAGAGAGUGGAAAAUUGUCAGAUGAUGCUUCCUUUGCCAUCGAUGAUUCUUGUGGAAUGACAAUGCCGGAAAUUUCAGAGCUAAUGGAUCCUAAUGUUCUUCCUCCGGAGGAACCAGAAGCGGCUGUGGCCAGUGAUGCAGCUCAGCCUAUCAGUGAUAAUGCGACAGAGGAAGAGAGACCAAGUCAAGAGGUGCAAAGUGAUAGUGCCUUAAUUGUUGAUGGACAAAAAGAGAAUACGGAACCAGAUUCUUCAGCGAUAAGUAGUGAGAGUACUGGGAAAUCUCCAACCUUAGUCUGCAGUGGAGGAAGGUCUCCACAGUUGAAGGCUCUUCUCUCACUCUCUAAAAGCAUAUCGCCUUCCAAGAGCAAACUGGUGAGGAACAGAACAAUAUCAGUGCACGAAAGCCCAUUGGUUCCGGGCCUCCCUAAGAGAGGCAGCCAGAGCACUCCGAGUCAUAAGAACAGUCACGUGAGGGUAUUAGACUUUGGCACACCACAGAAAUGGAGAAGCCCAGAGCGUUUGCCAGGUAGAGCCAUGGCAAGUCUGAAGUUCUCACCUCCUUUGAAGAAGAAGAAAUCUCCCAAGAAAUCAGUACCAUCACCCCUAAGCAGGAAUUCUAAGUUCCCCAAGAUUCUGUCACCAAAGAAAAUGAUACUUAAGAAAAUAUUGGAGGAAACAGAGAAGGAGCAAGCAUUGGAGAAUAAUAAGGAAAGGAAAGCAGUUGAGGAAAAUUUGGAGAGUGAGGUUACUGCAGCAGGAGAAACCCAGACAGGAAAAAUACCAGUUGCUUUAACAAAGAGUAAGAAAACAAGGAGAGGAUCCACUAGUUCAGUGAGUGAUACAGUCCAGGCUAGUGAAGGCCACCAUAAUGUUGAGACAGAGGAUGAAGAGAGCCUCAUUCUCCGCAUAGAUGAUGAAGACAGCUGUAGUUCAGAUGCUGGAACCAUCACAACUGAGACAACCAGCAUAGAACUCUUUGAACUUCCAAAAGAGAUGGAGAGUGUGAAGCAUAACCAGCAUAAAAAAGCUGCUUUAUCUGACUCUCAUUCAGUUCCUGUCACAGAAAAUGCUGCAGGUAUUCAAGGAGGAGGGAGUGCAGCACCAUCAUGUGUUUUUAGUAAUUAUGAUUCAGAAAAUUCAAAUCUUAUUACACCCUGUAAACCAGAUGAUAUGGGCCUUGUUUUCUCUGGGGGACUGCUUCCUGUAACUCCAAUGUGUCUGGAAGCACCAACACCUCUCUUGAACAGUGUAAGAAGUGUAAUGGGUAUACAAAAUGGGGAGCUCAAUACACCUCUCCUUCCAGCUGUACCAAAGACACCUGCUGGGAAAACUCCUCUGAUUAAAGAUUAUCCCCAAGGCCCUUACUCAAACAGCUCAGCUGGCACGUCUUAUUACCUGCCAUCAGAACGAUCUGCAACAGACUCCGAUGGUUACUCUCCAUCACGGCUAGAAACUGUGUGGGAGAAGACCCUUGCAGAGACCUGUAACAUGACCCAAGAGAGAAAUCUCAAUGAAAAUUUGAACUCAAGGCCAAGUCCACGAAAGAGCCCUCGCAAAAUGUCUCAGAAGGAAAUGGGCGAGGCCAUUGAACAAGAUCUAUUCAGGCUUUUCCCAGGGGAUGUGGUUGGACCUGAGUCAAGCACAACUUGUACUACAGAUACAGCCACAACCAGUGUCCCAGCACCCCAGGACACCAACCCUUCCAAAGCCAAGGAUACUUCAAAGGGUAAAGAGGGUAAGAGAAGGAGAAUCCCUUCCAAAAAGUAUCAGCAUCUGGCUGAAUCUGCCUGCUCUGAUGAUGACUUUGAAAUGCCUAGAAGUGCCACUCCCAGUUCAGAACUCAAACGGAAAAACAGAUCACCAAGCGAUGCAGCAGUGCCUAAAAACAAGUCAAAGAAGUUCAAGAUGGCAGCAGGCAGUAGAGUGGAAAACAAAGGAAACAAGGCAAUUCCAGAGACCCAAAAGAAAGGUUUGGCCUUAAAGACUAUGGAAAAUGUGCAUGAUAAGGUUAGUGAGAAACAAAUAGACUCCAAGAAGAAACUGGCAGGAAUGGGAAAAAGUCUAAGGAAAGAAUCAUCUGCAUCUACAUCAUCCUCAGAAAGGGAAAGAAAUUUGACCAAAAGAAGUUCUGAAACUAAGCCUUCAGAAUCUGAUGAUACAUGUAAUCAAAAAACAUCAAAACACAACAAAUUUGAUUCACAAAAGAUUGUUAAAGACUUUACAGUAAGUUUUAAUGCUGAACAGACAAGUAGCCCCAGGCAAAUGCACAGCAAUGGUUCAGGCUCAAGUUCUGUGGUAGCAGGCAGCAGUUCCAGUAAAAUAGAGUCCAAGAGAACAUUAUCAGCAGGUGAUAAAGGUGAGAGUAGUAUGAAUUUCCAAGUAGAAAAAGCAAAUAACCAGGAAGAAAAUGACCGUGCGGAUAAUUCUGGAAACAAGACGAAGGGUAAUGAUAAAAGAGCUGAUGAUUCUGUUGCAGGUGAGAAGAUAAAUGAGCCUGUGUUAAAAUCAAAACAAAAUACUUCCAAGACCAUAAAGAAAAUUCCAUCAGCUGAAAAGGAGAAGGUUAAGGUGAACAAAACUAGUGAAUCAAAGGCUCGUGUUAACCACCUGUUUGGGUCUGAUGUGAGCUUCUCUGAUGAUUCAGAUGAAUCAGAGGCAGAGACUGGCCCUGCUAAUGAGAGAGAAAAAAAAUCUCCACUAAAGGCAGGUGCUUUGGAAGAAGCAAACAUUCCUAAAGAGACAAGUAAUGAGGUGUGUGGCAGACGACGUAUUGGAAGAGGUCGUGGUCGGCCACUAAAAACCGCCCUACAGACAUCUCCAAGAAGAUCAGAGAGGAUGGCAACCACAAGUCAGAGAAGCACUAGACAAACCUUAAAUGUGAAACAAGCAUCACCCAGAGGCCGUAGCAGGGGCUCCCAAAACAGCGGCAGUAGCAGCAAGGAGUCAGGCAGUGGAGUUCCAGUCUCACACUUGAGAACAAGGUCCAGGUCUCCAGCAAGUGAAAAGAGUUUGCCGGACGAGGCUAACAGACAAAUGACCAGUGUCAGACGAAGAGGAAGAGGGGCCCGGUCACUUGCCACUCGGGGUCGUUUGGUGAGGAAAGACAAAGAGUCGGCUAGAGUGUCGGAUGAGCUAGACAUGUUAGAGAGCGACGUGGAGGCUGAUACCACAGGGAAGCAGAAGAUGCCAUUUUCUGUAUGGGGUGCUGGUUUAAAAUCCCCCAUUGGAACAAGUAAAGGAAAGAGCCCUACAAGUUCAAAGGAGGAACUGCAUAACCGUUGGAACACAAGCAUUGCAUCACACUGCACCUUCUCUGAUAUCAACAUAACAGACACGGAGGAUGAAAGUCCUGGCAAAAUUCUGCGACAGAAGACCCCAGAGCAUUUUGUCCGGUUCCCCAAGUCAGAAACAGGCCAAAAGUUUGUGGUGUCUGACUCGUCAGGCUGUGCUCGCACAUUGUGCUACAACAGCAACAAUAGCAGUCACAAGGAAGGCACACCAAGGAUCAAGAAUAAGGAUCUUGGGGAAGUUCAUAACAUCACUCCAAGUUCACGGAGACAUUUUCGCAGUGCUUCAUCAAGUGCAGAAUCGGCAACAGAGGAAAUAACUCAAGAUACUCACCAGGUUGCCUCCUCACCAAAAAAGGCUGUGAGGAAGCCUUCAAAUGGUGGCCAAUCUUCAUCACAAACAAGGCAUAGUAAAUCUUCAAGUGAAAAUGCCACCAGCCACGUUGCACUCAAUGAAGAUCCAUCUCCAUCAACCACAGAGGAAGCAACACCCAAUAAGUCACCCAGCGAAGGCAGCUCUCCCUCUACCUCAGCAACAUCAGAGGAGACCAGUUCCGAGAAGUCUGGGGUGUCGCCACUCAUGCAGUUCAAACCCUUGCCCGCCACGCCCGAGAAGGAGCUGGGUCAAAUUUGUCAGUCGAUAAUCAGGGAAAACAAUGCCAUGGUAGCUCUCCCUUCACCAAAGGGGCUGCAGGAAAAGGAGAAGCAUGUGGAUAAGUCAGGCGCGUCAAAAGCCAAAGACAGUGUUAAAAGAAUUCUUAACCUGAGCAGUACAAAGGAAGCAGAAAGAAGUACGAACGAAAAGAAAAUGUCAAAGAAAACAUACCUUGAAUCAGUGUCGGGGAUGGAAAGUGAGGAGAUAGAAAUGGCUAAUAAUGAUGAGAGCAAUACCUCUGAAAAAACAAAAGACACUCAUUCAGACCAUGUGGGUGAUUCCCAAGAAUUGAAAACAAAGGUGCCAGAUGAAAAAGGCCAAAAGAAAAUGAGAGAGGAACAAGGAAGUCAGUUACCAGGAGGGCAGAGGGACAACCAAGUCCUUUGUGGAGGCGUAGAUCAGGAUGACACCUCUAAUUCUACCACCUUAGAAAAAGAAAGAACUAAUUCUCCUGGCAGUGCCAUCAGUCCAGAACAUUCUUCAACUCAUAGUUUGAUAUCAGAAGGCAAAAUGACUAAGGAAAAUCCAUCACCUCAAGAGAAGGAUGUUGAAAGUCAUGAUGUUAGAGAAGUGAUUGAAGAAGAGGAUGACUGGGAAGACAUGAUCAGUCUACAGACAUCUGAGUUUAUAGAUUUGUUUUCCUUUAAUUUAGAACCAGAGAAAGUCACCCCAAAACCACCGUCAAAGGCAGCUAAUUCUAGGAAAGGAGUGAUUUCUUCCAAAGCUAAGAAACCUAUGAGUCCUAAGGACAGCAGCAGAACGGCACAACAGAAGAAGUUAAACAAUAGUCCAAAGAGCAAAGAACAGAAUCAUAAAGAGGAAGUACCUUGCUCCAAAGGAAGCAGUGGGUCUCAGAGUUUGAGAGGUGAAAGCAGCGGCAUUGGAACGACAAGGGAAUGUGGGAACAAGAGAUUAAGGGAAGAGACAUCACCAAGAGAUGCAACAGACCCUGCAAAAAAGAAACCGCCAAGGAGAAUUCAGCCCAUCAAGAUCGGCGAGGUGAAUGGGAUCAGGAAGGACAGCGUUAGCAAAAGGAGUGCAGACUACAGAGGUACCGAUCACAGCUUUCCAUCAGGACUGAAAAGUAAUCUAGGGACGGUGAAUGGGGAAAUGAUAUCAAGCGGUCUAGAGGAGGAGGAGGACAGGUCAGAAGUUUUCUCAGAGAAAGGUAGAGGGCGGGAUUCUAUUGCCCAUACAAAGGCGGCCGCGACAUAUGGCCCAGGAGUUGUGCAGUGGUGGAAGUCUGGAAAUAGCAAUGAGACCAGAUAAACCAGUAGCAAUUGUCACAAAACAUGGAUCUGAGUUUCAGACUAGCAGUGUUCACCUAAGUGAGGAAAGUACAAGUAGUGUAAUCUCCAUGCCUCCGACCCCUGGGAAGCACCUGUUUGCGCCUCCUCCAGCAGCACAUACGAUCAGUCCAGCAGGCAGUUCAUCGCAGUCCGAGUCUGGGCUGAUGCAAGGGCCUAUAGGUGUGCCGCCCAAGAAGCGCAAAAAGCAAGACGUAGCCGAUAAAAUAAAAUUGAAAAAAAUGCAGAAACUCAUGAACAUGACAGACUUUGAGAAGUUCCUGGAAAAAAUACAUCGGUGAAGGAAGCAUGCUUAGUGAAAAAUAGCAAAUCUUUCCUGCUUUAAAAAAAAAAGGAAAAAUAUUUAGAAGAUGGUGUCUGGUGCUUUGAGGGUGUUGUUCUCAAAAGACAAAUCUAAACCUGCCACAUACAGAGAAGCUAAUAUUUAGUGGUUGAUAAUAUGAAGAAUGACCAGUGUCAAUGAGGUAUGCCUUCACAGAGAAAUGUGAGUAAUUAGUGCCUGUUUGGAUAUCCUCUUUCUUAUAUUUUCCAACAUGCCUUCUCUUCUGCUCUAGUCCGGCCUCAAGGGCCAAACUUCUCUUCACAUUUAAUGGUUUAGAUUACCUUGUUCCCAUGUCCGAUCAUCAACGGUGCUUUGUGGUGGGUAGGCAGUCUUCCCUCUAAAGCUUUAAUGUAGAAGAAAAGAAAGAAAAGAAAAAA
This is a messenger RNA of Penaeus monodon (black tiger shrimp), 9540 nucleotides long. Its product is annotated as mucin-12-like. The record is from RefSeq and is a predicted model, not a curated record. Lineage: Eukaryota; Metazoa; Arthropoda; Malacostraca; Decapoda; Penaeidae.